This is a messenger RNA of Ailuropoda melanoleuca (giant panda), 5742 nucleotides long. It is a transcript of the gene MANEA, whose product is annotated as mannosidase endo-alpha. Gene Ontology annotation, cellular component: Golgi membrane. The coding region runs from base 190 to 1575 and encodes 461 amino acids. Gene Ontology annotation, molecular function: alpha-mannosidase activity. NCBI's taxonomy places the organism in Eukaryota, Metazoa, Chordata, Mammalia, Carnivora, Ursidae. The transcript is spliced from 5 exons. The record is from RefSeq and is a predicted model, not a curated record.
UUCCCAGCGCCUGCGCGUCUGUCCGCCAGCCAAUGUGCUAGCAGCUUCUGGCCUUUGACCCCGCGCCUCUCGGGCUGGCGAGAGGCGUCGAGCUGCGGUUUUCCGGCCCCGCGCUACCUCGCUGUCUCUCUUAGCUCUUCUUUGUGUCUGGCUAAACAUUUACCAUUUUGGAGUUUAAAGUAUGUCAUCAUGGCAAAGUUUCGAAGAAGGACUUGCAUCAUUUUGUCACUUUUUAUUCUAUUUAUUUUCUCCCUGAUGAUGGGUUUAAAAAUGCUGAGACCAAAUAAAGCUACUUUCGGAGAUCCUUUUGGACUUGAACUUCUUCCAGUACUUCAUCAACAAACUCGCUUAGGGAAAAGCUUUGAUUCCCAAAACAAUGACAAAGUCAACAGUGAAACAAAUAACAAGAAUUUAAAAAGUGUUGAAAUCACUAUGAAACCUUCCAAAGCCUCUGAACCUUACCUGGAGGAGCUGCAACCUCUGAAUUAUUAUUUACAUGUAUUUUAUUACAGUUGGUAUGGAAAUCCACAAUUUGAUGGUAAAUAUAUACAUUGGAACCAUCCAAUCCUGAAGCAUUGGGACCCCAGACUAACCAAGAAUUAUCCACAAGGGAAACACAGUCCCCCGGAUGACAUUGGCUCCAGCUUUUACCCUGAGUUGGGAAUUUACAGCUCUCGGGAUCCUUCUGUCAUUGAAACUCACAUGAAACAAAUGAACUCAGCUUCAAUUGGUGUACUAGCCCUAUCUUGGUACCCACCUGGUACAAAUGAUGAGAAUGGAGAAAAUACUGAUGACUUGGUACCGACUAUUUUGGAUAAAGCUCAUAAAUAUAAUCUGAAGGUCACUUUUCACAUCGAACCAUAUAGCAAUCGAGAUGAUCAAAACAUGUACAAAAAUGUCAAGUAUAUUAUAGACAAAUAUGGAAAUCAUCCGGCCUUUUAUAGGUACAAGACUAAGACCGGCAAUGCUCUUCCUAUGUUUUAUAUUUAUGAUUCCUAUAUCACAAAGCCUGAAAAAUGGGCCAAUUUGUUAACCACCACAGGGUCUCAGAGCAUCCGCAAUUCUCCUUAUGAUGGACUGUUUAUUGCACUUCUAGUAGAAAGCAAACAUAGAUAUGAUAUUCUUCAAGGUGGUUUUGAUGGAAUUUACACAUAUUUCGCCACAAAUGGCUUUACUUAUGGCUCAUCAUAUGAGAAUUGGGCAAGGCUAAAAUUUUUUUGUGACCAGUUCAACCUACUGUUUAUCCCAAGCGUGGGCCCAGGAUAUAUAGAUACCAGCAUCCGCCCAUGGAACGCUCAGAACACUCGGAACCGGAUCAGCGGGAAGUACUAUGAAACUGCCCUGGGUGCUGCACUCCAUGCCCACCCCAGUGUGAUUUCUAUCACCUCUUUCAAUGAGUGGCAUGAAGGAACUCAGAUAGAGAAAGCUAUUCCCAAAAGAACCAGUAAUACAGUGUAUCUGGAUUACCGGCCUCAUAAACCAAGUCUUUAUCUAGAACUAACUCGCAAGUGGUCUGAAAAAUACAGUAAGGAAAGAGCAACUUACGCAUUAGAUCAGAAGUUGCCCCUUUCUUAAUGCAUUAACAACUAUAGAAAUCACCUCAUUUCAAUACGUACCUUUUAAGUGUAUACUGAUGGGCAGUUAUCCCCAUAAUAAAAAGAAUUUGUACUUUUUAAAAAAUGGUAAUAUCAUUGCCACCCUUCACAAUGCUGCACUGACAAAAUACCUGAGAGAAAAAUUGUGCAAAUAACAUUCCUUGUGGCAUAAGUUGCUGAAUUUCUGACUGAAAUUCUACUUUGCUACUAAUUUUUAUUGCACACAAAAAUGUUUAUGUUACAUAGAGAAUUAGUGCACAGUUAAAAACUUCUUGUAUUCUGGGCCUAAAGAAAUAGAUUGUGUGUAUUUGGUGUGUCUAGUGAAGAAAAUAAGAUCUAAAAGAUAGUGUAUAUGUUUCAUUUAGAUUUUUUUCUGAUGAUUCAGUCAUCCAGAGUCCCUUCACUAAUACAAUGAAGCCUCCGAUAAAAAUUCUUAAGGAAAAUAAAAUCCUAACUUAAGCCUUACUGUGAAUCACAUUGUGUUAGGAAGGCCUGCUUUCUACAGCACAAUAUGCAUCAUCUUUUGAGGAUUUUUUGGUUACUUAACAGCAUGCUGGGUAUUUGCACGUCUAAGGUGUCUGUUUUACAAUGGUGAAUUCCAGAUUUUAGAAGCUAUGGAAAGUUCUUUCAUGCUUCUGUAUAAAGAAAACAUAGUUGGCUCACAAUUAUUAUGAAGAUAGAAUGCCCAAAAUAUCAGUUUUUGGAUAACCUGUCAAUCUUUAACUUGUUAUUCUAUUCAUGUUUUUAAAAUUUAAUGUUAAUCAGAGACCAACUGUUAGUAUCAACUUUUUGCUUUCUUACCUAUCAUUGGAUUUCCUUCUUAAUAUUUUUUAGCUAUUUUUACCAAAAUAGAGAAAAUUUACCUAGCAUUUUAGGAACAUGGAGAUGAAAAUUCUUUUAUAUCUUAAAUCCAUUCCUGAAGUUUAACUUGUAAAUUGAACAUUUAAUGAUGGCAAUAAUCUUGUUUAAAAGACAAUAGAUAGCAUUUUUACAUGGGGAUAUAUCAAAUUCAAUACUUGUGAUCACUUGUUUGUCAUAUGUGACAAAUUAAUCCACCUGUGUGCUAGAAAUGAAUCUCUUUAAUAGAGUAUAUGUUAUCCUUCAGUUUUUAUAGUUAACUAGAACUAUAAAAAAUAUAUAUGCUAUUAUAAGAUUAUUUCUUAGAUAUCUAAUUUACUAAAGAGAAGCAAUACUAAACAAUACAUAUAAAUUUUCAGGUUUUAGAGAUAUUCAUUCAGAAAUAAAUAGUAGAAUUUGUCAUAAAAUAGCCCAUCAGGUGAUGAAAUUUAUUUUGGCCAGUGAUUUCGAAGUAAAAUACCUUUUCUUUGAAAAGAGGCAUGAUUAAUGUUAAACUUAUUUAUAACUUAAGAAUUUACCAUUUCUCAGAGAAUGAUCAGGCCAUGAGAAAUUAGAACAAUAGUAGUAAUCUACUUUCUGGAGGCAAUUACGAGAAUAAAUCACUAUAAUGGUAUAACCAAGCCUCUUCAUAGGAAUGUUCAUACAGAUAUAACCUGUGGAUUUUUUUUUUCUUAUAUCCAGUUAGCCACUAUAUGUUAUCAUAGGGAUAAACUCUCAAUGUGUCAUGCCUAAUAAUCACUUAUACCAUAUUUUAUUAAAUUUAGAGAAAUUACUACUACAGAGGAAUUUUUGUCAUUGCUUGUACUGUAUAUUUGAACCUACCAUGACAGAAAAUUUUAUGAAAUAGUUCUGAAAUUAAGAGAAAGUGUAUAAAAACGAGGUCAACAAUUCCUGAAUGCGAAUACUGCCACUUUCUGUGUUGCUCCCCCUGCAGACCUAGAUAAUCUCCCACAGCACUCUUUACCUCUGAACUUUGCUGUGGUUCCCAACACAUUACUCCAACCAGCCAGUAAAGGUCAGAUUUCAAAGUAAGAUAAAACAGAUUGGUUCUUAAGGGAAGAAUGUUUGGAAUCUGGUCUCAUAAUUGUUUAAGAAUUUAUAUGAAAAUCCUGUGUCUUUUUGCCUGUUUUAAAAAAACAAUUAGGAAUUCUCUCUCAUUUCAUUAUUCUUAGGAAUGCUCUUAAAAUCUUUCUCAGGUACUCAUUACAGCUGCCUUUAUCAUUUGACUUAUAACACAGUUUAUAUCAUUAUGAUCACAAGUAAAAGCAAAGAACUGAUUGCCUAAUUUAAACUAUCUAGGUGUGAAUUCAAUAACCUAAAAUAACUGUUAGACAGUGUAAUGUAUGCAGUGCAUGAAUCACAACUCUUAUGGUUUAAUCAGUCUGUUUUGACUGUAUAGAAAACAACCUUUGUUUUACUAUUCCCCUUAAGGACUAAUAUUGUCAAAAACUGCUGUUAUUAAUAUUUAAGUUGUAUGUUAACUUUUCUGUUUCAAAAGUAAAAGACUAUUUUGUUAUAUGGAGUAAUUAACUUUCAUUUAAUAAAAGCAUAUGUGAAAUAGUGUAUCUUAGGUAUAAAAAUGUGUCCCUUUCUAUUUAUGAGAUAUUUAAUUUCUGAUUAACAGAUGAAAAGUAGUAUUCAUUCAGCGCUCUAUUUUCUCUAUUUCGGAUAUGCAGCACUUACAAAGUCUGUAUCUUUAACUGUAUAUACAUUUUUAAGUCUGUGAAUUUGUUAAGGUUUUCGGGGGGCAUGGGGGCAGAGAUGUUCUCUUAUUUUUUUAUUCUUUGGGCAUAAUCGUAUGUUAGCUCUAACUCUUUUGGGAAAUCUUGCCCUAACAAUUUUAUAACCGUGCACUUUUUCAACCUGAUCAGUUAGUUUAAACAUGAUGACUGUUCCUGAACUCUAUAGUGCCUACAGAAACCAUUCUUAAAAGUCUGUAUCUAAAUUUUGAAUUAAUUUUGAACACCCUCGUGUCCCAUAGUAUAGAAGCAAUAAUUUAUGACCAGCAAAAUUCCAGUUAUUUUUAUAAUUAUCUAUAAUUUUAAAAUGAUAAAUGGACCUAGCCACAAGCAAAAAAGGUUUUUGGCUCAGAUAAAAUGUUAUACUGACUUUGUUAUAUAUCCACAUAAAGUCUAAAUGUUAUUGUAUGCUUCCUAUAAGAUUAUCAUUCUUGAGAAUUCAAGUGCUACAUUGGCUUAAUUACAGAGACUCAUUGUAGUCCAAUCAAAGAACUUAGUAGUAUUGCUAUUAUAUUUCGUCAAUGAAGAACAUUUUUCAAUGUGAUUAGUUUUUGUUACAUAAUUUAUGAUCUCAAAAGAAAAAACAACUAGUAAGUGGUCACAGGUCUAAAAUUUAGUGAGGUUAAAACAUAGAACUAUUUUGUAUGUUCUGGACUUCAUUUAAAAGCAUCUUAUACAUUUUAACUUUCUCAACUUAUAUUAAAAAAUUAACCAUGAAUUUAAUCAUAAACUUAAAGAGGCUUUCAGAAAAUACCCCAUGAAAUAAAUAUUUCAUGACAUAAGGCAAUAGUGUACUAUGGUUAGAUAAUUCUAUAUAUAAUUUAACCUAUGGUAUAUGAUUGUAUCAUCAUGCUUUGUUUUUGACUUUUUGAAAGAAUUGGUUAAUCUGAGCAAAGAUUGUGGUAAACAACAUGAAAUAAAGUGACCCUCUUUAGCUAUUCAAUUACAUUUAAAAUAGAUUAUGUUCAUGCAUAAAAGUGAGUUUUACAAAAGCCGUUAUGAAAACACUAUUAAUUUGAUAAUGUCUAAUGCAAUGUGAUCUUUAUCCUGAUUUUGAAACUAUCAAGUAAAAGAAAGAAAAAUAUUUAGAAGAAAUUAAUUUAUAAUAAAUGCUUAAUAAGGCUUAGAAAUUUAUAUAUUUAAACACAGUCACCUAAGGGUAGUAUGUCAGAAUGUUUUUUGGAUGUAGCAAGUUUGUCUUUAUUGAAUGCUGCCAUUCUAUGUAUUUUUUAAUUACUUAGAUUCCUUAGCCAUGUGGCAGUGUAUUAAGCCAUUAAUAUAAAAAUAGAGCAGUCUAAUCUCUGGCUUUAUGUAAAAAGUUAACUGCACGGCUGCUAAAUUCUUACUUGAAAAUUUGGUGUUGUAUUUAAUUAAAUUACAUUCUUGAAAGUUGUGCUCUUGACUUUUUAGCUGUCUUGUAAAAAAAAUGUUGACAAUCAUUUUAUGAAUAGUAGCUGAGCUCAAAUUCUAUUUUAUUUUUCCUCAUUAGUAUUAUGUAUUCUUAGCUAAAGACUUCAUAUAAUCCUCAAAUAAAAUACUCUUUUAAUGUA